Messenger RNA from Aureobasidium subglaciale EXF-2481, 426 nucleotides. RefSeq lists its product as uncharacterized. Lineage: Eukaryota; Fungi; Ascomycota; Dothideomycetes; Dothideales; Saccotheciaceae. The record is from RefSeq and is a predicted model, not a curated record. The coding region runs from base 1 to 426 and encodes 141 amino acids. The transcript has a single exon.
AUGAGUACCUCUUCGACCGUCACAAACAACAACGCCGACGCUGGCUUCAAGCAAGAGGCAUACCACAACACACCUUCCACUACCACGUACGACACAGACAAGAUCGCCGUCACCGAGCCCCGCGCAUCCAUGAGCACCGUCGGAUCUGCCGACCCUCGCACCCAAGACAUCAGAUCAUGGAAAGCAGGCUUUCAGCGCAUGGCAGAUGAGCGUCUCGAGGCACAACGUUACCAGCUCAGCGAGAAGAAAGACGACGAGAUCAACACCAUCGCCCUGGGCGCAAAAGUCGAGCGCGCACUCGGCAGAAGAAUGACUGGACAAGACGCACAAUUCACUCGCAGAGAGUCAUUGUCUGCUGCACCUGCACAGCUCAAGCAAGAUGCCGUCGAGCUUCCUGAUAAGAGAAGCGUCGAGAUUACUUCAUGA